Caenorhabditis briggsae is the source of this 282-nucleotide messenger RNA. The coding region runs from base 1 to 282 and encodes 93 amino acids. Lineage: Eukaryota; Metazoa; Nematoda; Chromadorea; Rhabditida; Rhabditidae. The record is from RefSeq and is a predicted model, not a curated record. The transcript is spliced from 2 exons.
AUGAAGGUUUCCGAGUUUAAUCACGGAACUUCUUACAAUGGAAUCUUGCCAACAAGGCCGGAUAUGAGUGAGGAUAAAGUGCUGAUCAGAAAACUAAAAAUGUACUCUAUUCUCUUCUUCGUCCUCUUCAUUCUCUUCCUUAUCACCACUAUCAUCGUAUCUGUAAUCCUUGGAAUCAAUAUCAAAGCUGAACAAGAUCUCGAAGAUCAACUGGAAAAAUGCAUCGAGAUGCGGGACCAGUUCUUCUUCAAAUCAAAUGAUCAUUCUAAUUCUGCAUCGUAG